Molecule: messenger RNA, 963 nt
Organism: Neoarthrinium moseri
Lineage: Eukaryota; Fungi; Ascomycota; Sordariomycetes; Amphisphaeriales; Apiosporaceae
Exons: 3
Coding region: 1-963 (320 amino acids)
Source: RefSeq, a predicted model, not a curated record
AUGGACUUUUCAGACCCUCAGGUCUUCGCGGCCCUGCCUCAUGAUAACCGAGGCAGCGUCGUCGUCGGGGCGGUUUGCUUCGUCCUGACUGUUGCCACCGUGUCGACCGGGAUGCGGCUCUACACACGGAGCGUCAUUGUCCGACAAUUGGGUGCAGACGACUACCUCGCCGCCAUAGCUCUCAACUUCUACGUGUCCAUCACCCUAUAUAAUACGGGGCUGUUCUUCACGAAAAUGACCUUUCUGGCCCAGUACUACCGAGUGCUGUCGAUUAGGAAGAUGCGACUCACUCUCCAGAUAGCAAUGGCUGUCGUGGGAGCGUGGUCUUUGUCUCAGGUGUUCGUAGGUAUAUUCAUUUGCCAACCUAUUGCCAAGUUCUGGAACGACAGCCUCGACGGCCACUGUAUCCCAAACCUGCCCCAGUGGUACGUUAACGCCGCGGGCAACAUCGCGACUGACGUUGCCGUCUUCGUCCUGCCCUUACCAGUGCUGGGCCAUCUGCAUCUGCCGAAGCAACAGAAACUCAUCCUGCUGGGUAUCUUCAGUUUGGGAUUCUUCACGGUUGCUAUAUCUAUCAUCCGGAUAAAGUACCUCCAGCUCUUUGCAGACCUCACAUACGAGAAUACAGACUCGUCCUGUUGGUCUAUUACUGAGCUUUGCUCUGGUAUCACGUGUGCAUGCCUCCCUACCUUGAGACCGUUGGUCUCUAGGUGGCUUCCAAUGUUUGCUAGUACUAUUCGUAGAUCCACGAAGGAUUCCAACGAGAAAUCGCAACAACUACACAAGAACCUGGAUGGUAGUGGCCAGGCUUCUGAGAGCAGCCGCUGCACGUAUGAGCGUGGCAGCGGGAUGGGGAGCCAGGACGAACUCCACCGUCCAAAUGACGUGGAACUUGGCCGGACUGACAGUGGGGAUCUAUCGGAGAAUAUCAUGGGUCUCAAGAGCUCGAAAUCCUGCAUGUAA